Molecule: messenger RNA, 6543 nt
Organism: Phalacrocorax carbo (great cormorant)
Lineage: Eukaryota; Metazoa; Chordata; Aves; Suliformes; Phalacrocoracidae
Source: RefSeq, a predicted model, not a curated record
UGGAAGCGUGGCCAUGCCCUGCCACAGUCGGGCAUCUCCCUGCUGCACACGGCAGGGGCAGCCCAGGCAAAGCUGGGAGGAUGCGACUCCGCUUCAGGGUGCCGGCACCCACGGCCCCGAGGCAGGGCGAGGAGUGUGCCCCAAAGCAGGGAGAGCAGGCUGUGCAUGGCUGCGUUUUUGGGGCUGGCCCUGAAGCCGGCCCCGCCGGGCGUGCUUGCACAUAAGGCAGGUGAAUGCAAACGCUGCCUGGGGCGGCAGCUUCCCGGGGGUGGAGCCGCUCCGGCACAGGUGGCAGGGCUGAGCCCGGGCCCUGCGGAGCCUGGGGAAACCUGCUCCAAAACCAAGCCCAAAGGAAUCAGCCUUCACCUAGGCAGUGAGUUCACCUCCCUAAAAACCUAGCUAUUGCCCCCCCUGCCACCCGCAGCACCACCAAGCAAGGCUGGCCAUGGCGAGCACGGACUGCCCAGGGAAGGAAGGCGUGGGGGGCAGGAGGAGGAAUUUGGCCCUCCUGAGGAGCAAGCUGUACAUGGGGGAGAGGAGGAGGACGGAGCCUGUGGUGGAGAGCACUGCCGCCAGCGGGGACCAUGGCACUCUAAGGAGGAGUCAGUCUGACAGGACAGAGUACAGCCAGAAAUUACAAGAAAAAAUGGCCCCGCAGGUGGGGUCUUCAUCGCUGCAGGAGGACGGACAAGUUAGCAGACGCAUGAUGGCCAAGAGGGUGAAAAUCAUAGCAGAACUCAUGCAGACAGAGAAAGACUAUAUCAGUGACCUGGAUCUCUGCAUCAAGGAAGUGAUUCAGCCCCUGAGAGACAAGCAGAUCGCUCGCUUUGACGUGGAUGGCUUGUUUAGCAACAUUGAAUUGGUCCAUCAAGUAUCAGCCAAACUGCUGUCAUUGUUGGAAGAAGCCACAACAGAUGUGGAACCACCCAUGCAAAUAAUCGGGGAAGCGUUCUUGCAGAUUAAAGGCCCACUAGAAGACACAUAUAAAACGUACUGCUAUCGCCACGAUGAUGCACACACCAUGCUGGAAUCCUAUGAAAAGGAUGAAGAACUGAAGCAGCAUUUAAGACACUGUGUAAAGUCCUUAAAAAAGAUAUAUGAGGAAGAAGGAAAGAGAAAUCUAAUGGACAUGGGUUCCCUGAUGAUCAAACCAGUGCAACGGGUGAUGAAAUAUCCCUUGUUACUCUCUGAGCUCUUGAAUUCAACUCCUGCUUGUCACCCUGACCACAAGGCUCUAGAAGAUGCCCUUUUUGCUAUGAAAAACAUUAAUGUGAACAUCAAUGAACUUAAAAGGAGAAAAGAUUUAGUGUUGAAGUAUAAGAGGAAUGAUGAUGAUGAAACCCUUAAAGAAAAGUUUUCCCGACUGAAUAUCCACUCCAUUAGCAAGAAAUCCAAGAGGGUCACCAGCCAUCUGAAAAUACUGACGGGGGGAGAACCUCAGGUGAAAGAUCAGACUUUUAAUAAGGAAGAAAAGUUGUUUCGAAGUUUAGAGAAGACUGUGAAAUUGUGUGUGAAGAACAUUUCACUCUCCUCGCAACACCUACAGGGUUCUAUACAUCUGGCUGCAUGGAAUAUAAUUGGGCUUCAGGAAAUCUUGGAAGACAAAGACGACAAAGUCAACAACUGUUUGAAAAAAAGGAACAACUCAGUAAAUCUCUGUGAAGACCUUAUGGCUCAGCUGGACAAGCUUGUUUUGACUCCUCUCUCAGCACUACAGGCCUUGUUUUCAGGCCCACAGAAGCUCAUCCAGAAGCGCUACGACAAGUUGUUGGACUACAACAGCCACCUUCAGAGGUCAACAGGAGAAGAACUGGACCUGGCAAAGAAAGACUAUGAGGCUCUAAAUGCACAGUUAGUGGAAGAACUUCAAGUAUUCAACAGAGCAGCCAAACAGAUUGUAUUGAACUGCCUGCAUUGCUUCAUCACCCUCCUCAGGAACAUUAUGUCUGCAGCACUUCAGUCAAAUUCUGCUGUGGUGGUGCCUGUUCCCCUGUCUUCCUCAAGCAUCUGUGAAGUGCAGAAUCAGUUGAUGGAGGAGGUUCGCAAGCUGAAUUUUGUAAAAGAAAACAGCAGUGCAACCUUUAUUGAGAGAAAACUGAGCUUGGAAAAAAAGAAACCUGUCCCUUCUCCACUUGAACCCCCACGUCAAACAGAAGGCCACAGGUCCAUGCUGUUGUCUACGUACAGCACAGAAUUGCUAUACCAAGCUAAGCGCAAGUGCAAUGCCACGCAGGCAUUUGAUAUUGACUUACAUGAAGGAGAACUGGUGGCUGUUGUGGAGCAAAAGGACCCCUUUGGAAGUACGAGCAGAUGGCUUGUUGACACAGGAAUCCUUAAAGGGUAUGUGUAUUCCUCCUUCCUGAGGCCUUACAAUCCAGCCAAAGGGCAGAAGGACGUAGCAGAAAACAGCUUUGGUGAUGACGACUUUGAUAAUAUCAGCCUCUUUGUCUCUUCGCGGCCCUCUACUGACAGAAGCACAAGAAGUCCAGGGCACAAGAAGAAUGACAGCAGCUCAUCUCUUCAUUUCUGUGAAUAUCCCACAAUUAAUGGCACAGGGACUGAUGCUUUUCAGGAUAUGGAUGAUCAGCAUACCUUCUAUGCUGUUUAUGCAUUUCAAGCAAGAAAUGAACAGGAACUCAGUCUUCAGGAGUACCAGAAGGUUAGGAUACUUCGGUUUUCUGACCUGAGUGGCAAUAAAGAAUGGUGGCUAGCAGAAGCAAAAGGUCAGAAAGGAUAUGUACCAUCUAAUUAUCUCGGGAAGAUGACAUACGCAUAGGAACAGAAAGGCCCAUUGAGCCAGUUUCUCUGAAGUAGACAGAAUAAUCAUCUAUUACGGUUUGCAGCAAGCAAGGCGAACUCACAAGUGAUUGACAGAAGCCAUGGUAUCUGAUAUAGCAGACAGAUGACAUUGAGAACCUCCAUCCUCCGAAAGCCAUCACCUUGUCAAGACCUGAGGGAGGAAACAUUUAACGGGAAGACUGAUUCUGAUUAACAUCCUGAAGACCUUGCCUUUCUAUUGCCCCAUAAUUUUCUCUUUUGUCAAAGCGUCCUACGUCAAAAGUCAACCUAGAAGUACAAAUCACAGCUAAAAUUAUGUUUUUCUUCCAUGAUAUUUAGCAAAUAAUAUUCAAGAUGAGGAGAAUUAGCCUUGAAAAAGGACAAAUUCAGUCUUCAGGGAUGCUGUAGUUCAGGCUGAAUUGUUCCUGAACUGCUAUCUCAAUGAACAUAGACACAUCUUAAAACUUGAAGUUUUUGGUUGUCUGUUUUUAUCCUCAACCACUUUUGUAAUUAACCUUUUUCUCAGUGGAGACUAUUGGAGUGGUAAAACAAGAAGGAAACAUUAUGGAAAUAGGAAUUUAUUCUAUUCUAUAAAUCUAAUAGGAAACAUUUAAACUUAAACCAUACCAAAAGUGGUGGUACCAGUUGCUGGUCCCAGGGAAGAAUGUACCUUUAGGUAAAUAUGGAAAUCGGGGAAGGAAGAGAGGGGCACAAGAAACAAGUACUGUGAAAUAAAGAAGUUGUAAUUUUCAAAAGAAUUACACAACUACUUCAUAGGGUAGGUUUGUAGCAAUACGAAAGUGCUCCAGGUUUGAAAUUCCACAUAUGUCUCCACACUAAUUGCUUUAUAGUGCAAGAUCUGUGUAGUGAAAUGAAACCUGUGUUGUUAGACUUGGGAAAUUUAUUAAGAUGUAAAAAAGAAAAAAAAAGCAGUGCCUUUGCAUGAAUAUUUAAUGCCUAUCUGAUUUCUUAUGUCAGAUACAGGGGUCAUAAUGUCUAGGGAAUAAGCUAGGACUUAAGAUGCAUCAAAAUUUCUCUUCCAGAAAAAAAAAAUCAUCAUUCUCAAAGUGUCUGAUAUCAGAUGGAACAGUGAAGAAUGUAUCGAUAAGCUGAUUCACUAUUUGCAGAAUUCAGAGUCAAAAGCCCUGUAUUUUGCUAAGGUAUGUUCAAAACAGUUGAGGCUCUUUUAAUGAGUUAAUGUAGUUCACAUUGAAUAGAAAACACAAAAUCACAAGGAAGGAUCUGAAUGUCAAGUAGUACUUCUUUAGGUUCACUGACUACUGCAAUCCUUAGGUCAGGCUGGUGCCCUACACUUGAGCUAGACUAAAUAGUGAUAUAAGAACAUCUUGUUGCUAUUACCAUCAAUAACUGUGUGUUCACUGCAAUUUAUUUCAAUACAGCAAUGCCUAGGUCCUCUAGUGAUAAGUGAGGACCUUCUUGUGCUAAGCAUUGCAAAAAGGAAACAAAAAAGUGACUAUGCCUGCAGCAGGUAGUGUAAUUGAAGGUAAACCAUCAGGUAUUUUCUGCAUUACUGCAUAAUUGCUUAUUACUGACUGACCAUUAAAAUGACAACACUAUUAAAAUUAAGGGGGGGCGGUGUUGCUGAUCAAGGAUAUAUAGAAAUUGUUCUAAAGCUUUUGUAUAAGUUUCUACUUACUAUAGUUGAAGUGUGGGGUAUGAAGAUGAAAUGAUUCAAAACCCUUACCGAGAUGUAAUAGGAAAUAACUUGUCAGGAAAAAAAUAAAAUGAGAGAAGUUAGGGCAGUCGAUUCAAACAGUAGUUUUUGCUACACUAAUGAACCUAGUUUCAUUCUCUUUAGUGUCCCAGUUUUUCAUAUUAUUUGCCUAAAAAGGUAAAGAAAGUUCUCAGUCUUGCUCAGAAGAUGAAUGCAGUGGAUCUCAGAGGUGAGAACCUGAAAUUUGUGCUGGAUUAAAUCAUAUGAUAGAGAAACUAUUUGAGUUCUCCGAGGUGGACAUCCAGAAACUGGUAUGUGAAAGUCUCUGAACUACUGCAAUCCAAUGAGCAGUAAUAAUAGAUAAUGCAUUAUUUUGGCUUACUGUAUAUCACCUCAUGGACUUAAAUCUUGCUGUUUCCAUAGCAAGCAACAAAGGUUCUCAUUCAUUUUAUUAAUGGAUGUAGCUGGUUUUGUGGAAAACUUUGCCUUUAGUUAAAUGAAUAAAGCUUUGGAGAGGGAGUAUCAGCUUAGAAGGAUGGACUGAAAGACUCCUCCUUACUAAGCUUGCAAUGCUUUGGCUUUUGUAUUUUAAGAUUGUGGGGAAGAUGCACACAAGAAGCUUUUCAGUAUGUCUUACAAUUUAGAAUAUUUUAUUUGGAGAUGAUCUAUACUUUGCAAUAUUUGAAACAGUUUUAGAAAUGACUGAAUUGUACUUACUAGGCUUAAUGCAGUCAUGUAAGCGCAAUGAUGAAGUUUUGUAUUUCAGACAGAGAAAUUAAUUAAGGGCAAGAGUCAGGAAAAAAAGAUUUCUGAAGUCUUAGCUCUGACAACUCAGCUUGAGUCAUAGGGAGAGCUCUGAUUUUGAGUGUUAGUAAUGAAAAAUCUGGCUCUGUGAAGGUGUCUCAAGGCUCAACGUAUACUCAGAUACUGCUCUCCAAAACAUUCACUAGGUAUCCUGAAGUAACAAGGAAUGAAGGAUGAAAUAUACUGGAGCUGGCCACCUAAAUUUCAUUGAAUUUCUGUAGGACUUGGGAACUCCUAGUAUGACAUACAAAAUCCCAGUGUAUGGUUAGGACCCAUAAUAAUUUUUAUAUUGCAGGAUAAUUUAUGACUUUAUUAUAGCCUUGUAACUUGGGAUUCAGAAAAAGUAGUUUAUUAGAUACCCAGGUGGACUGGUUUACUCAAUUUCAGUAAUUCAAAGUUUUAGCUGUUAUCGUUUGAUAUUACAGAUAUACUGCAAACUUUUAUUUUUGUUUAAAACAGAUGAAUGCAAACUACAUUUGCAAAAAAUUAAAGAGACGCUUUUUGAAUCUAAAGCCUUCCUAUAUUAAGGAGGAAGGAACAAUUCCUAUUAGACUUGCUUAGACACACUUUUGUUAAGAUAGUGCUUUAAAUACUAGAAACUGAGCUAUGUUAGGCCUCCAGAAAUUCUUAAGAAUAUCCAAUGUUUUCCCAGCUGUUUCUUUAACGUAGAGGAGGUUACAGUAUUCUAAGAGUUUUCUUAUUCUCAUUAAUGACAAAACUAAUUUAUUUUGAUUGAAGCAGGGACAGGCUGCAGUUUAAUGGACUGAGCUGGCAUUUAUUCAAAUGUGUGUUUUACUUGAACCACUGUGACAAUAAGCGUGUGCAAGUACUUUCAAGGUUGGGUCCACUCAAACUGAAGUGUUCCUCCGUUCAGGGAAUGUUUUAAAGUGUUGCCAUUGAUGACCUGGAACCCAGAAAAUGUCCAAGCCAAUGAACAGCACAGAGUCUCUGGCUCUGACCAGCACCUGUGUGCUUCACCAUCUGCCCUCUGCUUGGAAGGUGCUUGCGAACCUUAAGUAACGAUUCACCUUUUCAGUGAAACACAGACUGAAGGACUAUCCCUUCUGACUUUUCAUCUUAGGAAGCUUCACUGAGUAAUUACCGCCUUCAAACACUAAAGUAUACUUUCACUGUCAUUUGAAGAGAGCUUGUAAAAAUGCAGAUGCGUGAAGUGGACCUAACACCCACAAUAGAAAACACAGCCAUGACAAUCCUUGUGCCAGUAGAUCUAUUACUAAUAAUUCCUUUAACAAUAUUGUUUGUUCAGAAAUGGUGAAAAAAAAUCU